Molecule: messenger RNA, 853 nt
Organism: Cebus imitator (Panamanian white-faced capuchin)
Lineage: Eukaryota; Metazoa; Chordata; Mammalia; Primates; Cebidae
Gene: SOD1
Product: superoxide dismutase 1
Exons: 5
Coding region: 168-632 (154 amino acids)
Biological process (GO): removal of superoxide radicals
Cellular component (GO): cytosol; nucleus; peroxisome
Molecular function (GO): copper ion binding; superoxide dismutase activity
Source: RefSeq, a predicted model, not a curated record
GAGCGCGCGCGCGGCGAUUGGUUCCGGGCCAGAGUGGGUGGGGCGCAGAGGUCCGGCCUAUAAAGUGUCCGCGGCGCCCUGGGCUGGCUUGCGUCGUUUUCUUCUGCAGCGUCUGUGGUUUCCUCGACAGUCUUUGGAACCCUGAUCCAGGCGUGGCCUCGCGAGUGAUGGCGAUGAAGGCAGUGUGCGUGUUGAAGGGCGACGGCCCGGUGCAGGGCACCAUCAACUUCGAGCAGAAGGAAAGUAAUGGACCAGUUAAGGUGUGGGGAAGCAUUACAGGAUUGGCUGAAGGCCUGCAUGGAUUCCAUGUUCAUCAGUUUGGAGAUAAUACACAAGGCUGUACCAGUGCAGGUCCUCACUUUAAUCCUCUCUCCAGAAAACAUGGUGGGCCAGAGGAUGAAGAGAGGCAUGUUGGAGACCUGGGCAAUGUGACUGCUGGUAAAGAUGGUGUGGCCAAAGUGUCAAUUGAAGACUCUGUGAUCUCACUCUCAGGAGACCAUUCCAUCAUUGGCCGCACGUUGGUGGUCCAUGAAAAAGCAGAUGACUUGGGCAAAGGUGGAAAUGAAGAAAGUACAAAGACAGGAAACGCUGGAAGUCGUUUGGCUUGUGGUGUCAUUGGGAUCGCCCAGUAAACAUUCCCCUGGAUGUAGUCUGAGUCCCGUUAACUCAUCUGUUAUCCUGCUAGCUGUAGAAAUGUAACUUGACAUUAAACACUGUAAUCUUAAAAGCAUAAUUGUGUGAUUUUUUUAAAAAAGCUGCUUUAAAGUACCUGUAAUGAGAAACUGGUUUAUGAUCACUUGGAAGAUUUGUAUAGUUUUAUAAACCUCAAAUUAAAAUGUUUCAGUGGCCUGUA